Molecule: messenger RNA, 5971 nt
Organism: Aphidius gifuensis
Lineage: Eukaryota; Metazoa; Arthropoda; Insecta; Hymenoptera; Braconidae
Gene: RpII215
Product: DNA-directed RNA polymerase II subunit RPB1
Exons: 3
Coding region: 83-5881 (1932 amino acids)
Biological process (GO): transcription by RNA polymerase II
Cellular component (GO): RNA polymerase II, core complex
Molecular function (GO): DNA binding
Source: RefSeq, a predicted model, not a curated record
CUCGCCAUAUGAUCCGAGACGAGCAGUUUCGUUGCAACCGCGACGCAGAAGAAGGCCAUUAGUCCUUCUAGCCAUUGACAAGAUGGCCGCGUCCGACUCGAAAGCUCCGAUAAGGACUGUAAAAAGAGUGCAAUUUGGCAUAUUAUCACCAGAUGAAAUACGGCGUAUGUCGGUUACUGAUGGAGGCAUACGUUUUCCGGAAACAAUGGAAGGUGGUAGACCAAAAUUGGGUGGUCUUAUGGAUCCAAGACAAGGUGUCAUUGAUCGUAAUUCACGUUGUCAAACAUGUGCUGGUAACAUGACAGAGUGUCCUGGUCAUUUUGGUCAUAUUGAUUUGGCUAAACCAGUAUUCCAUGUUGGUUUCAUAACAAAAACAAUAAAAAUAUUAAGAUGUGUAUGUUUUUAUUGCUCAAAGUUACUUGUAACUCCAUCAAAUCCAAAAAUCAAAGAAAUUGUUAUGAAAACUAAAGGACAACCACGUAAAAGAUUGACAUUUGUAUAUGAUUUAUGUAAAAGUAAAAAUAUAUGUGAAGGUGGUGAUGAAAUGGAUAUAAAUAAAGAUGGACAAGAUCAACAACAACAACAGGGUGAUCGUAAACCUGGACAUGGUGGUUGUGGUAGAUAUCAACCAAAUUUAAGACGUUCAGGACUUGAUGUAUCAGCUGAAUGGAAAAAUAUCAAUGAAGAUUCACAAGAAAGAAAAAUAGUGUUAACUGCUGAAAGAGCAUGGGAAAUAUUAAAACACAUUGACGAUGAAGAAUCAUUUAUACUUGGUAUGGAUCCAAAAUUUGCCAGACCAGAUUGGAUGAUUGUAACAGUAUUACCAGUACCACCAUUAUCAGUACGUCCAGCAGUUAUUAUGUAUGGUUCAGCUAAAAAUCAAGAUGAUUUAACACAUAAAUUAUCUGAUAUUAUUAAAUCAAAUAAUGAAUUAUUAAGAAAUGAACAAUCUGGUGCAGCAGCACAUGUUGUUGCUGAAAGUAUUAAAAUGUUACAAUUUCAUGUUGCAACACUUGUUGACAAUGACAUGCCAGGUAUGCCAAGAGCAAUGCAAAAAUCUGGUAAACCAUUAAAAGCAAUAAAAGCAAGAUUAAAAGGCAAAGAAGGAAGAAUACGUGGUAAUUUAAUGGGUAAACGUGUUGAUUUUUCAGCACGUACUGUUAUUACACCAGAUCCAAAUUUACAUAUUGAUCAAGUUGGUGUACCACGUAGUAUUGCACAAAAUUUAACAUUUCCUGAAAUAGUUACACCAUUUAAUAUUGAUAAAAUGCAAGAAUUAGUACGUCGUGGUAAUGCACAAUAUCCUGGUGCAAAAUAUAUAUUACGUGAUAAUGGUGAACGUAUUGAUUUAAGAUUUCAUCCAAAAUCAUCUGAUUUACAUUUACAAUGUGGUUAUAAAGUUGAACGACAUAUACGUGAUGGUGAUUUAGUUAUAUUUAAUCGUCAACCAACAUUACAUAAAAUGAGUAUGAUGGGUCAUCGUGUUAAAGUGUUACCAUGGAGUACAUUUCGUAUGAAUUUAUCAUGUACAUCACCAUAUAAUGCUGAUUUUGAUGGUGAUGAAAUGAAUUUACAUGUACCACAAUCAAUGGAAACAAGAGCUGAAGUUGAAAAUAUACAUGUUACACCACGUCAAAUAAUAACACCACAAGCAAAUAAACCAGUUAUGGGUAUUGUACAAGACACCUUGACAGCUGUUAGAAAAAUGACAAAACGUGAUGUAUUUAUUGAAAAAGAACAAAUGAUGAAUAUAUUAAUGUUUUUACCAAAUUGGGAUGGUAAAAUGCCACAACCAUGUAUAUUAAAACCUAAAUUAUUAUGGACUGGUAAACAAUUAUUUUCAUUAAUAAUACCAGGUAAUGUUAAUAUGAUUAGAACACAUUCAACACAUCCAGAUGAAGAAGAUGAUGGUCCAUACAAAUGGAUAUCACUUGGUGAUACUAAAGUUAUGGUUGAACAUGGUGAAUUAAUAAUGGGAAUUUUGUGUAAAAAAACACUUGGUACAUCAGCUGGUUCAUUGCUACAUAUAUGUAUGUUAGAAUUAGGACAUGAAGUAUGUGGUCGUUUUUAUGGUAAUAUUCAAACAGUUAUUAAUAAUUGGUUGCUGUUGGAGGGUCAUUCAAUUGGUAUUGGUGAUACAAUUGCUGAUCAAGAUACAUAUUCUGAUAUUCAAGCAGCAAUUAAAAAAGCUAAAGAAGAUGUCAUUGAAGUUAUACAAAAAGCACAUAAUAUGGAAUUAGAACCAACACCUGGUAAUACAUUACGUCAAACAUUUGAAAAUCAAGUUAAUAGAAUAUUAAAUGAUGCUCGUGAUAAAACUGGUGGUUCAGCUAAAAAAUCACUAACUGAAUAUAAUAAUUUAAAAGCUAUGGUUGUAUCUGGUUCAAAAGGUUCAAAUAUUAAUAUAUCACAAGUUAUUGCUUGUGUUGGACAACAAAAUGUUGAAGGUAAAAGAAUACCAUUUGGUUUUCGUAAAAGAACACUACCACAUUUUAUAAAAGAUGAUUAUGGUCCAGAGUCAAGAGGUUUUGUUGAAAAUUCAUAUCUUGCUGGUUUAACACCAUCUGAAUUUUAUUUUCAUGCAAUGGGUGGUCGUGAGGGUCUCAUUGAUACUGCUGUUAAAACAGCUGAAACUGGUUAUAUACAACGUCGUUUAAUAAAAGCUAUGGAAUCUGUUAUGGUACAUUAUGAUGGUACUGUUAGAAAUUCAGUUGGACAAUUAAUUCAAUUACGUUAUGGUGAAGAUGGUCUAUGUGGUGAAACAGUUGAAUUUCAAAAUUUACAAACAAUUAAAUUAAGUAAUAAAGCAUUUGAAAAAAAAUUUAAAUUUGAUCCAACAAAUGAAAGAUAUUUACGUCGUAUAUUUACUGAAGAUAUUGUACGUGAAAUGAUGGGUUCUGGUGAAGUUAUAUCUGAACUUGAACAUGAAUGGGAACAAUUGAAUACUGAUCGUGCUGUAUUAAGAGAAAUAUUUCCAUCUGGUGAAUCAAAAGUUGUGUUACCAUGUAAUUUACAAAGAAUGAUAUGGAAUGUACAAAAAAUAUUUCACAUUAAUAAACGUGCACCAACUGAUCUUAAACCAUUGAGAGUUAUACAAGGUGUUAAAAAUUUAUUAGAUAAAUGUAUUAUUGUUGCUGGUGAUGAUCGUUUAUCAAAACAAGCUAAUGAAAAUGCAACAUUAUUAUUUAGAUGUCUUGUACGUUCAACAUUAUGUGCUAAAAAUGUAUCUGAAGAAUAUAGAUUAUCAUCAGAGGCAUUUGAAUGGUUAAUUGGUGAAAUUGAAACACGUUUUCAACAAGCACAAUGUGCACCUGGUGAAAUGGUUGGUGCAUUAGCUGCACAAUCACUUGGUGAACCAGCAACACAAAUGACAUUAAAUACAUUUCAUUUUGCUGGUGUAUCAUCUAAAAAUGUAACACUUGGUGUACCACGUCUAAAAGAAAUUAUAAAUAUAUCAAAAAAACCAAAAGCACCAUCAUUAACUGUUUUCUUAACUGGUGCUGCAGCACGUGAUGCUGAAAAAGCUAAAAAUGUAUUAUGUCGUCUUGAGCAUACAACAUUAAAAAAAGUUACAGCAAAUACAGCAAUAUAUUAUGAUCCAGAACCACAAAGAACUGUCAUUGCUGAAGAUCAAGAAUUUGUUAAUGUUUAUUAUGAAAUGCCGGAUUUUGAUCCACAAAAAAUUUCACCAUGGUUGCUACGUGUUGAGCUAGAUCGUAAAAGAAUGACUGAUAAAAAAUUAACAAUGGAACAAAUUGCUGAAAAAAUUAAUCAAGGUUUUGGUGAUGAUUUAAAUUGUAUAUUUAAUGAUGAUAAUGCUGAAAAACUUGUAUUACGUAUUAGAAUUAUGAAUAAUGGUGAAAAUAGCAGUAGUAAUAAAUUUAAUGAUAAUCAAGAAGAAGAUGUUGAUAAAAUGGAAGAUGAUAUGUUUUUACGUUGUAUUGAAGCAAAUAUGUUGAGUGAUAUGACAUUGCAAGGUAUUGAAGCUAUUGGUAAAGUAUAUAUGCAUUUACCACAAACAGAUGCUAAAAAACGUAUUAUAAUAACUGAAACUGGUGAAUUUAAAGCUAUUGCUGAAUGGUUAUUAGAAACAGAUGGUACAAGUUUAAUGAGAGUAUUAAGUGAAAGAGAUGUUGAUCCAAUAAGAACAUUUAGUAAUGACAUUUGUGAAAUAUUUAGUGUAUUGGGUAUUGAAGCUGUACGUAAAUCAGUUGAAAAAGAAAUGAAUGCUGUAUUACAAUUUUAUGGUCUUUAUGUUAAUUAUCGUCAUUUGGCUUUGUUGUGUGAUGUUAUGACAGCAAAAGGACAUUUAAUGGCAAUAACACGUCAUGGUAUUAAUAGACAAGAUACUGGUGCAUUAAUGAGAUGUUCAUUUGAAGAAACAGUUGAUGUAUUAUUAGAUGCUGCAUCACAUGCUGAAGUUGAUCCAAUGAGAGGUGUAUCAGAAAAUAUUAUUAUGGGACAAUUACCGAGAAUUGGUACUGGUUGUUUUGAUUUAUUAUUGGAUGCUGAAAAAUGUAAAGCUGGUAUUGAAAUACCAAUGGCUGUUGGUGCUGGUGUUAUGGGCGGUGGUGGUAUGUUCUUUGGUAAUGCUGCAACACCAAGUAUGUCACCACAAAUGACACCAUGGUCACAAACUGGUGCAACACCAGCAUAUGGUGCAUCAAUGUCACCAUCACUUGGUUCUGGUAUGACACCUGGUGGUGCAUGUUUUUCACCAUCUGGUGCAUCUGAUGCAUCUGGUUUAUCACCAGCAUAUUCAGCAUAUUCACCACAACCUGGUAGUCCUGGUAGUCCAGGACCAAGUAUGUCACCAUAUCCAAUGUCACCAGGUGGUGCUAGUGGUAUUGGUAGUGGUAGUGGUGCUGGUGGUGCAUCACCAUCAUAUUCACCAACAUCACCGGCAUAUUUACCAACAUCACCAUCAAUGACACCAUCAAGUCCAAAUUAUUCACCUACAUCUCCAUCCUACAGUCCAACAUCACCAAAUUAUUCACCAACAUCACCAUCCUACAGUCCAACAUCACCUGGUUAUUCACCAACAUCACCAUCUUACAGUCCAACUUCACCUUCCUACAGUCCAACAUCUCCUUCAUAUUCACCAACUUCACCAUCCUAUAGUCCAACAUCUCCAUCUUACAGUCCAACUUCACCAUCCUACAGUCCAACAUCACCUGGUUAUUCACCAACAUCACCAUCUUACAGUCCAACUUCACCUUCCUACAGUCCAACAUCUCCUUCAUAUUCUCCAACAUCACCAUCUUAUAGUCCAACAUCCCCAUCUUACAGUCCAACAUCUCCAUCAUACUCACCAACAAGUCACAGUUAUUCACCAACGUCACCUGGAUAUUCACCAAGUUCACCAAAUUAUACACCAGCGUCGCCAUCAUUUUCACCGACUUCACCAUCAUACUCACCAAGUUCACCACAAUACAGUCCAGCAAGUCCAUCAUAUUCACCAAGUUCACCAAAAUAUUCACCAACAUCACCGUCGUAUUCACCAACAUCGCCAUCAUAUGCUGGUGCAUCACCACAAUAUACACCACAAAGUCCAACUUAUUCACCUACAUCACCCUCAUAUUCACCAACGUCACCAUCAUACUCACCAAGUUCACCACAACAUACAAGUGGUGAUGGUGGUGCUGGUGGCAGCGGUGGAGGAGGUCCAGGAGGUCCUGGUGGAAGUGGUACAAGAUAUUCACCAUCAAGUCCAAACUAUUCACCAUCAAGUCCAAAUUAUUCACCAUCAAGUCCACAAUAUUCACCAUCCAGUACCAAGUACUCACCAACAAGUCCAGCUUAUUCACCACCUGUACAAGGCUAUUCUCCAACUAGUCCAACAUACUCACCUGCUUCACCUGCAUAUGAGACUGAGGAUUAAUUUUUUUUUAUAAAUAAUUAUAUGAUAAUUUAUAUUAUAUUAUAAUAUAUAUAUAUUGAUAAAUAUUAAUCUCAUUUAUUAUUAUCAAUU